UAGUGCCAGUAAAAACUGUAGCAUGUGUUGUUAAUACAAAUUCCAAAAUGUGUGCAAUGAAAAAAUUGAGAUGUGUGAUCCUACUGAUACUAGUUGUUGAAGUGAUACCAAUACAGUUAGAGUUGCAAGAAGGAGAAGAAAUCAAAGGCAAUAAUGUCGAUGACAGUCAAUUGAAUGAAUGUAUAAGUGUGAGGAGAAGUACUGAAAUUGGAGAGUGUUUUGGCAAAGAACUGUUGACUAAGUUGAAUAAGUAUGAUGAGGCUGAUUCAUUCAGUUUGGCUACUGGAGUUUCUUUUGUGAGAGAUGAAAAGACGCCGAGGGAUAUUAGUGCUUUUCUUGAUAAAGAUCCUAUGGAUUUUCGUUCAAUCCUCGAAGAUGCUGGCAACUUGAUUUCAAAACGGUCUCUUCAUUGGGACCUCAGUACCCUUUACCCUGGACUAAUCAUGAGAAUCGGGCCAACAUUAGCCAAUGGAGUGCUGGAAUUUGUUGUGGAUCCAAGAAUUAAGGACAGGUCUGCUUAUCAGCAACCUGGUGAAGUUUCUACAGGUCGACUUCUAGCAAGAAACCUUCUCGUACCAUUUUUACUUGGAUUCAAAUUCCAACUUUCAACAUUAUUGCCCUUGCUAUUGGGUCUAGUAUUGCUUGCAAGCAAGAAAGCGUUCCUUUUGGCCAAAUUGGCACUUCUGGCUGUAACAGUAUUUAGCAGUGGUUAUGGAAGUCAGGGAUCAUCGUAUGGUGGUUUCGGAGGACCUUCCCUCUCAUCUUAUGCUUAUGAGAACCCUGGACACUAUCAUGAUCAUGAUCACCAUACUUCAUCAGGCUACUACCGUCGCCAACCACAUCCAGAAUACUACUACAGGGAGAAGUCAGCAGAACCUACCACAGCAUCUCCAAUCACUCCUGAGGAGUUGAGGAAUAGGCUGGAAAGACUGUUUGUCACGAAGAAGGAUCCUGUCAAUGAGAGGGAGGACGUCAGUGGGAGGAACCGAAACUUUGCUUGGACACCUAUUAAUACUGGAUAGAAUAAUUGAGGAAGAGAUGGUUUAGUACAAUAAUUUUUAGGUUUAGUUAGUAUUAAGUAUUCUAUAACACAGUGUGAGUAGAAAGGUACAAUUGUAGGAGAAGACCAGUCUGGCAAUAUUUCUACUGACAGUUAAAAAGAAUUUAAAAGUGGGAUUAACAUUUUAAUAUGAUUAUUCAACUUACUGAAAGGGCACCUAAUUUAUAAAUCUACUUCUAGUCAUAAAAUUUUGAAAAAAAAAUAUUCCGUAUUUUUAGAUAUUUAAUAUUUUUUUA
Spodoptera litura is the source of this 1296-nucleotide messenger RNA. It is a transcript of the gene Osi10a, whose product is annotated as Osiris 10a. Gene Ontology annotation, cellular component: membrane. NCBI's taxonomy places the organism in Eukaryota, Metazoa, Arthropoda, Insecta, Lepidoptera, Noctuidae. The record is from RefSeq and is a predicted model, not a curated record.